Molecule: messenger RNA, 2365 nt
Organism: Phycodurus eques (leafy seadragon)
Lineage: Eukaryota; Metazoa; Chordata; Actinopteri; Syngnathiformes; Syngnathidae
Product: splicing regulatory glutamine/lysine-rich protein 1-like
Exons: 2
Coding region: 337-1743 (468 amino acids)
Source: RefSeq, a predicted model, not a curated record
AAGUAAUUAUUUGGAGGACUACCUCUACUUGAGUCAUAUUAUUCUAAAGUAACAGUACUCUUACUUGAGUACGAUAUUUGGCUACACUGGCUACACACCUGUGCUCCUUGCCAAUAUAUGAGGAAGUACUGCACUAAAAAUGUAUUACAUUUUAUAGGACUUUCUACUUAUUUUUGUGAGAACAUGUUUUGGUAGCAUAGACUGAGGUAACACGUUAACAGUCUAUAUUUAUCUAUAUCUCGAUCAUUACGUCCCUCGCCUGUGUAAAAUCAUUGUUUUCGGAUCCUAACUUGCUUUGAAUAGCUUCUUCAGCAUCAUGAUAGUGCAUGACAAAGCAUGGCUAAUGGGCGUAGUCAAGCUGAGUCAUCAACAAGCAACAAACUGGCACUGAUGUCCACCAGUCAGUCGUGUGGUUCCAGAGGUGAACUCAAGUCGACCUGGGAGCAGGUUUGUUCUUGUCAAUGGUCGGCUUCACAGAUGUGCCACCGCCUUUUGUUCUUAACGUACGGCACCCCUAACGACAGCAGCACAGCCUCAGGGUUACAAAACGCUGCGGAAGUGAGCUCUGUGCCCUUCAAUGAGCCGUCGGAGCAAAGCUACAACCCAGAACCCCAAACCUCAUCCCGGACCAGGAAGGAGACGACCCAUCACUCUUCGGGCACUGGCAAGCACCACUCCCAUCACCGCCACCGCUCUCCUCACAAGAAAACCAGCGCAGGAAAACACAAAAGGACAAAAUCUCCCAGAAAGAUCAAUCUGUUCAAGAAGAAGGAUGAAAAAGGAAAAUACGGCCAGCACCACCAUUCCAGUGGACAACACCACGGCCGCCACGCCUCCCCUGACAAGGGGUACAAACGGUCACGCAGUGCAGAGAACGCCCUGGAUGGCCGUCAUGGGGGACACCGCCACGGUCGCUCCCCCGAAAGACAACGUGGUCGCCAUACUCGCCACCGCUCUCCUUACCGUUCUCAUCGGCGCUCACCUCAUCGCUCACCUCAUCGCUCACCUCGUCGCUCCCCUUACCGCUCACCUCCCCGCUACAGGUCGCCCCAUCGCUCUCGUCACCAUUCUCCAACCAGACGCCACGACCGCUCCCUCGAUCCCUACCGCAGAUAUGUCUCCCCGCAGGGAGAGAGGCAGCGUCGCAACGAGAAGCCCGCCACGGUCGAGGCAGUAUUGAAGGAGCCGUCGAGGUCUCCUGAACCGAGCCUCACCUUUGAGGACACCGUCCUGCGUGAACCCCCCGCCCUGGUCCGCCUCAACAGGGAGGCCGGGGAGGAGCGUCCUUUUUUGAACGACAGCCUCCUGACGAGAGCUUCCAACAUGGAGAGAGCCUUUGGCGGGGACAGCCUGCUGAGGGACAUUUCCCGCAAUCCUAGAGACACCUACAGGAACGCGUCUCUGCCCAGAGUGCGUACCCCCGACUCUGACUUGGCUUACCACAGGUACAGCUCGCUGCUGAGGGGGCGAUCGCCCAAGAGGGCAGACAGCGACAGGAAUUACCCCAGCAGAGGAUCUACCCCAGAACCGUACAGAACACGCAGCCUCGGACGAGAUAUCUCCCCGAUCGGAAGCCCCAGAAGGGAAGACUCGGAGGACGAAGAGGAUGAUGACAACUUUGUGGCGGCCAAGGUAAGAGAGUACUAUAGUACACUCAAGAGUGAUAACAGUCGCCCCACCAGGCCGGUGCUCCUGGAGCCCAAGAAGACCUACAAGGACAACCCCAGAGACCUGAGCAUCUGAUUGGGCAAUCACAGCCGCUACCACACGUAAUUCAUCUGAAGUGUUCAUGCCCACUAACCUGUUUUGAAGUAUAACCCAGUUGUGUACACACAGCAGACCACAACACUUGCACGCUGAUUUCAUAAAUUGAUGUAACAAUGUUCGGUUACAACCAAGACGGUGUUUUUUGUUUUUGUUUAAAUUAUUGUAUUAUUUUGCCCCUUUUCUCCUGGAUUUGGAUUGAUAUUCUCCAUAUAGAAUAUUUCAGACUUUUCCAUGAAAUGUAAAACCAUAAAAAAAACAAUGAUGUGCCUAACAGUUCCAUUAACAACCAUUUGUUUGUUUUAUUUGAUACUUAGCAAGCAUUUUGUGCUGCACAUGAUGAAAUUGGGGCGGAUCUGUAGUUUUCCACAAGGAUCCUAUGGUGUGCAUGUCUUUAAUGGUCUCUCGCUCUCUCUUCCCCCAGUGCCACUGUUUUAUAGACAUUUGACCAAGACUAUAGCACAAGCCUGCAUUUGUUUGUAUAUUUUUUGACAGUUUGCAGUAUGUGUACAUUAAGAGCUGAUCAUUUUAACUGAAUGAAGGGGAAAUUAAAAGUUAAAACUAUGAUGGUGGUGAUGUUAAAAUAAAAUAUAUUCAAUAA